Clupea harengus (Atlantic herring) is the source of this 9559-nucleotide messenger RNA. It is a transcript of the gene sdk1a, whose product is annotated as sidekick cell adhesion molecule 1a. The record is from RefSeq and is a predicted model, not a curated record. NCBI's taxonomy places the organism in Eukaryota, Metazoa, Chordata, Actinopteri, Clupeiformes, Clupeidae. Gene Ontology annotation, biological process: cell-cell adhesion. Gene Ontology annotation, molecular function: protein binding.
GUCUGAGGUAGGGCGGAGGAACAGAACUGUAGGCUACUGAAUAGAAGUUAAGCGGCAAGUCUAGAGCCGUAGUGUUGCCGCGGUGGCACCACCCCCACGUCGCUCUCUGGAGAGUUCUGUGUUCUACAGGCUAACGUUACGUGAGUUCCUUCCCACCAUCACCACCUGCUCGGGGCUUCGCUUUAUGUCAAAAUCACAGCUACAAUCGGUGUAUGUUUUCAAGAGGUACCGCAGGCUAUGUUUAUCUCUGUCCUGUUAAGGGGAAAUGUAGUAUCUCAUCCUAUUGUUUAAUUCCGGUAAAUAGACAUAUUUCUAAUCAGUCCAAAUAGUUAUAAGUUUUUUUCGUUGAAUGCGUCUUGUAUAAUCUAGCCUAUAAGACGCCAUUGUUUUAAGUAAGAGCUUUAACGACACAUGACAACUCAAGAUAUAACACGUAACGUCAGCUCGACACAGCAUCAUUUUGUCAGUAGCUUCAUAACUUGUGGUUUUACCUUUUGUCGGAUAGGAUACAUAAAUACAAGCUUGUGGUGCGCAGCGAAAUAACGUAAUUGUGCGUCAGACAUAAUUUGUCCUGAACAGAGUUGUUUUAAUAGCCUAUGCUUAGUGGCAGGGUUCUUCAAUAUAGCGAGGAUUUGCAUAUCUUGUUUUAAAUAGACAAACCAAAAGAUAUUACCCAGCCUAUCGGUUAGUCUAACGUCAGCCAACACUUUUCCCAGGAAAUUAAGUAGCAUGGACGUCGUCUGACAGUGAAGAGGGAAACUGCAUCAAGUGUCGGUCCUCUUGCAAACCAACUGAUGAAACAUAUUUCAAGAAGCGCUUCAGAAAGUGGUUGUUGAGGACCACAUCUCUCCAGCUGUGAGCAACAUUUUUUUCAUGAUGAGACCGUAACAAUUGCCUUUUAACGUUAGGUGUCCUGUGAGUUUUAUCCAAACAGCUUAACUUGCAACUCGCCUGACUGUACAGCUGCUCACUGAAUUUACUACGUUUUAUUUCGGGACUGAAGCAGCAUGGUAUUGUGUGAGCCCAGUGUCGGCGGUUUUCAUGUCGAGCAAGGUGACGGCAGAGAGAAUUCAGUGAUCAGAAUCCUCACAGCUACGAAACAGCGCGAGGGGGGACUGUAGCUCAAAAGAGAGCUGCUGAGCGCCACUGCCACUGCCACAAUUCUGACCCCAGAAUGACAGACCGAGGAGGUCGCCUUCACUAUGAAAUAAGUGUUGACGCCGAAGAAACGGAGAUAAAAACACUUUUUGGAGAAUUGAAGGGUAUACACCAAACUCGCCAAAACAAGCCCCCGAACAGAAGAGUGAAUACAGAGGACAUUGUUCGCACAGGAGACGGUGGCUCGUAUCAGGCAGAUCCCGGGAAAACCUGUAACGCUACAAAUGUGAUGUCCGUGCAUCACAGUGCUUCUGAAUUCAGGUUUACUGAGCACCACUAUUUCGGUUCUGACAGUGAGGCUUUUGUGAACAGCCGGAGCCAAACACUUGCGAACAAAAUGAUUGUCGCUAACGCAAGAAAUUCUUCAUCAAGAUUUUCAAACCACAAUGGAAGGGGAAAGUUGGCAUUAAGAUCAUGGAGUUUGUGGGCGUUGUGUCUUUUCAUACACGUGUUGAAAACAGCAGCUCAAGGUGAUGUGGCUCCAUACUUCAAAACGGAGCCUGGACCCCCAGAGAUACACCUGGAGGGCAACCGUCUGGUGCUUACGUGUCUGGCUGAGGGGAGCUGGCCGCUGGAGUUCAAAUGGAUACUCAACAACUCCGACAUCACCUCCUUCGCACCACAGUACAAGUACACCAUUCCCUCCCUGCAGCACUCCAACCGGGGCCUCUAUCAGUGUGUGGUGAGGAACAGGAUGGGCGCGCUGCUCCAGAAGAGGGCGGAAGUCCAGGUGGCAUACAUGGGCAGCUUCACGGAGGCCGAGCAGAGGAAGACGGUGACCCAGGGCCGCGCGGCUGUGCUCAACUCCCCGGCGGUCAGCUGCUACCCGCGGCCGCAGGUGACAUGGUUCAGGGACGGCUACAAGAUCAUCCCCAGCAGCCGAGUAGCCAUAACCCUGGAGAAUCAGCUCGUGGUCCUCGCCACGGCCGCGGCGGACAUGGGGAGGUACUACGUCCAGGCUGUUAAUGAGAAAAACGGCGAAAACAAGACGAGCCCAUCCAUUCACCUGACAGUGGCAGUAGGCAAGAGGAACCGGGGGUCACAUGAUACUGAGGCUCCAGCCGACCCUGUAGCGCCAGUCAUAGUGAUUCCACCUCGGAAUACGACGGUGGUGGCAGGGGUGUCCGAGGCCACGCUGGAGUGCGUGGCUAAUGCACGUCCGGUGGACAAGCUGAGCAUCACCUGGAGACGGAACGGGGUGGAGGUGGCGAGUGGCUUGGGCUCGUUUGGCCGGCGGCUGACCAUAGUGAACCCCACGUCAACUGAUGUUGGGCUGUACGUGUGCGAGGCCUCGCUGCUGGACAGUAGUGUGCGCUCGGCAGAGUCCCGUGCCUACCUGUCCAUUACAGAGGUGCCGUACUUCACAGUGGAGCCACGGAGAAAGGUCAUCGGCGAGGUGGAGAGAACCGUCGAGAUCCAAUGCCAAGCCAGAGGGGUGCCAGCACCCAGAAUUGAAUGGUAUAAGAAUGCGGUGCCUCUGAGUAAGCUCAACAACCCCCGCUACAAAGUCCUAUCCAGCACGGGCCUCCAGGUCAGGAAGGUGCACCCCAGUGAUGCCGGCAUCUACCAGUGUUUUGCCAGGAACUCAGCCGGAGAGAGCCAGGCGCACACCUACCUAGACGUCACAAGCAUGGCUCCGGCGUUCCUCGACCCGCCCUCCAAUGCCACCGUGACCGAUGGGGCCGUCGCCACGUUCUCGUGCCAGAUCUCCGGAGCGCCCAAGCCUGCCAUCACCUGGAAGCGAGCAGACUCUCAGACCUUGGCCAGUGGCUCGGUACAGAUCCCUCGUUUCACGCUGCUAGAGUCGGGAGGUCUGCAGAUCAACCCAGUGGCGCUGCAGGACACGGGGCACUACACCUGCUACGCAGCCAACACUGAAGGAGCCAUCAACGCCUCAGCCAGCCUCACUGUCUGGAGUCGCACUUCCAUCUCACUGCCGCCUACAGACCGGCGCGUCAUAAAGGGAACGACGGCCAUCUUGGAAUGUGGCGCCACCCACGACCCCCGUGUUGCUCUGAGCUUUGUGUGGAAGAAGGAUGGCGAGCUGGUCACCCAGUCCAGAGGGGGGCGUAUCAGCCUGCAAGACGGCUCUCUGCUCAUCACGCAGACCUGGUCCGGCGACAUCGGCGACUACACCUGCGACGUGCUCUCCCAGGCUGGGAACGACUCCAAGGCUGCCCGUCUGGAGGUCAUUGAGCUGCCCCACUCCCCGCGGAACCUGCAGGCCAGCCUCAACAUCAGCGACAGCCGCAGCGUUGACCUGACCUGGAUGCGGCCCUUCGACGGCAACAGCCCCCUGCUACACUACGUGGUGGAGCUCUCGGAGAACAACUCCCCAUGGAAGGUUUACCUGCCAGAGGUGGACCCCUCCCUUACUGGAGCUGUGGUGAAGGGGCUCACUCCGGCCAGGACCUACCAGUUCAGAGUGUGUGCCGUCAAUCAAGUGGGCAAGGGCCAGUACAGCACUGAGACCAACAGACUGAUGCUACCUGAAGAGCCCCCCAGCGCCCCGCCCAAGAACAUCGUGGCCAGUGGCCGCACCAACCAGUCCAUCAUGGUCCAGUGGCAGCCCCCCCCUGAGCCUCAGCUCAAUGGGGUCUUGAGGGGCUACAUCCUCAGGUAUCGCCUGGCGGGUCUCCCCGGGGAGCAUCAGCACAAGAACAUCAGCAGCCCCGAGAUCAACUACUGCCUGAUCACGGAGCUCAUCAUCUGGACACAGUAUGAGAUCCAGGUGUCGGCGUACACGGGCGCGGGUCUGGGUGUUUUCAGCCUGCCAGUGACAGAGUACACGCUGCAGGGAGUCCCCACAGCGCCCCCUCAGGGAGUGGAGGCCACGGCUGUCAACUCGACCACAAUCAGGUUCACCUGGAACCCACCACCACAGCAGUUCAUCAAUGGCAUCAAUCAAGGCUACAAGCUCAUGGCAUGGCCAGAGCAUACUCCUGAAGCCAUGACGAUAGCGACCAUCACCCCGGACUACCACGGCACCCGGCACAUUGGGCACAUCACCGGGCUGAAGAAGUUCACCUGGUACCUGACAUCAGUGCUGUGCUUCACAACCCCGGGAAAUGGGCCCAGAAGUGUUCCCAGACUUGUCCAGACUCAUGAGGACACACCAGGCCCUGUAGGUCACCUGAGCUUUACAGAGAUCCUGGACACUUCCCUGAGGGUGAGCUGGGAGGAGCCCAUGGAGAAGAACGGGAUCGUCUCAGGCUACGUUGUAUCAUGGGAGGUGCCGGGGAGAAACUCUUCACGAGUGACACGGACCAUGGCCAACACCACCCUGGAGUACAAGGUGACGGGUCUCACCUCCCUCACCACCUACACCCUGGAGGUGGCAGCCAGUACAGAGGCUGGUGUGGGGACGGUCACCUCCUCCACCAUCUCCUCAGGGGUGCCUCCAGAGCUUCCUGGACCCCCAUCAAACCUGGUUAUCUCGAAAAUAAGCCCCCGCUCCGCAACGCUGAAAUUCCGCGCCGGGGAUGAUGGGAAAACGUCCAUCUCUAAGUGGAUCGUUGAAGGACAGGUGGGGAACAUUGAUGAGGAUGAAGAAUGGAAGGUGAUGUAUGUGAAGGAGAACGACCCGGAAGCCCAGGUUCUAGAGGUUCCUGGCCUCACACCUUUCACCUUCUAUAGGUUCCGGAUGCGCCAGGUCAAUGUGGUGGGGCCCAGUCCAGAGAGUGUGCCUUCGCGUGUUAUCCAGACUCUGCAGGCUCCCCCUGAUGUUGCCCCUGGCAGCGUGACCGUCCGCACCGCAAGCGAGACCAGUCUGUGGCUACGCUGGAUGCCACUGCCGGAGUCGGAGUACAACGGGAACCCGGAGACGGUGGGCUACCGCGUGCGUUUCUGGCGGGCCGACCUGGAGGGCGAGUCGCGUGUACAGGUGGUGAGCGACCGCCUGGAGAGGGAGCUGACCCUGGAGGGUCUGGAGGAGUGGACCGAGUACUCCCUUCAGAUCCAGGCCUUCAACUCCAUCGGCCCCGGGCCCUGGAGCAAGAGCAUCAGGGGCCGCACGCGAGAGUCAGUGCCAUCUGGAGCGCCGGAGAACGUGACUGUUGAGGCGGUGAGCUCCACUCGUAUCCUGGUUACCUGGAAUCCGGUUCCGGAACAGGAGCAGAAUGGGAAUAUUCUUGGAUACAAGGUGCUCUAUAAAGAGAAGGACUCUGACUCGGAGGCCCAGGUGCAGGUGGUGAAGGGGAACCUCACCCAGUCAGUGCUGCUGAGGACCCUGCGUAAAUACGUCCAGUACCAGAUCCAGGUGCUGGCCUUCACGCGCAUCGGAGACGGCGAGCUCAGCAGCCCACCUGUGCUGGAGAGGACAAAGGAUGAUGUUCCAGGGCCUCCCAUACGGCUGGUCUUCCCAGAGGUGCGCCUAACAGAAGUCAGAGUGGUCUGGCAGCCCCCAGUGGAGCCCAACGGCAUCAUUAUGGGAUAUCAGGUGGCUUAUCGGCUGGAUACCGGAGACCCAAACCAGUUCACGACAGUGGUGGUGGGCCCAGACGCUCGCCAGUUCACAGCCUCGGGCCUGCGCCCGGAGUCGGCCUACAUCUUCCGGAUCAGCGCCAAAACAGAGCAGGGCUGGGGCACCGCAGCGCAGGCCAUAGUCAUCACCACCGAAGUCAGAGAGCGUCCCCAGCCCCCGGUGCAGCUGAGUGUCCCCCAGGGCCUGGUGCAGUCCCGCCGGCUGCAGCUGGACUGGGUCCCCGGGGGCGACGGCUCGUCUCCGGUGCGCUACUUCACCCUGCAGACGCAAGAGCUGCCGGACGGGAUCUGGCUCACCCACUCCUCCGCCAUCGGACACAACUUCACCUCCUGGGACGUGGACCGGCUCAAACCCUACACCUCCUACAAGCUGAGGAUGAUGGCGACUAACGACAUCGGAGACAGCAAGUACAGCAAAGAGACGGACGCAGUCACCACCUUACAAGACAUUCCUGACGAAGCCCCUGACAUCCAGGCUGUGAAGCCGUCCACCACCACAUCAGUGUUGGUUCAGUGGCAGGCGCCCAAAGACGAAAGUGUGAACGGAGUGCUGGUGGGCUACCGUCUGUACUACAGAGAGCUCCAGUAUGACAGCUCUCCACAGGAGCCAAAGAAGGCUGUCAACAGCUCGUCAACGCGCACCGAUCUGGCAGGCAAAAGCACUGUGAAGACCGUGAGCAAUCCUUCGCUAACCGAAUUUGAGUUAACGCAGCUGCAGAAAUACAGACGCUAUGAAAUAGUGAUGACAGCUUACAAUAUAAUCGGCGAGAGUCCGCCCAGCGCUCCAUUUGAGGUGUUUGUCGGCGAAGCAGCUCCUUCUGUGGCCCCCCAGAACAUCCGGGUCAGUCCCCUCUCCUCGUCCCAGCUGGAGGUGCUGUGGGAGCCACCGCCCGUGGAAACCCAAAAUGGCAUCAUUCAAGGCUACAAGAUCCAUUACUGGGAAAUGGACAAUCAAAACGAGACAGAGAAGGUGAAGAUCCUCUUCCUGCCGGAGACCAUGGUGAAGCUGAAGAACCUGACCAGCUACACGUUCUACCAGGUGAAGCUCUCUGCCUUCAAUGCGGCUGGCAACGGCCCCCUCAGCGAGCCCAGAAAAGGACGCACUCUCCAAGCAGCACCCAGCGCUCCAAGCUUCGUGUCUUUCUCGGAGGUGACGAGCAGCACGCUGAAUGUCUCCUGGGGCUUCCCUCUGUCUCCCAACGGCGUGGUGGAGGGCUACAGGGUGGUCUACGAGCCCACUGCCCCCAUCCAUGGUGUCAGCAAGGUGGUGACGGUGGACAUCAGGGGCAGCUGGCAGCGCUGGCUGAAGGUGCGGGAUCUCACCAAAGGGGUGACCUACUGCUUCCGCGUGCAGGCCAAGACCAUCAGCUACGGGCCCGAGGCCGAGGCCAACAUCACCGCCGGCCCCGUGGAAGGAUCCCCAAGUUCUCCGGUAGAGAUGUCCAUCACCAAGUCCACCUCUGCCCUCACUCUCCACUGGGCGCCAGGGAACGCAGGGUCCGGGCAUCUCACCGGCUACGUGAUCGAGGCACGGCCCUCAGACGAGGGCCUGUGGGACACGUUUGUGAGGCUCCUGCCACCCAGCAGCACGUCGCACGUCAUCAGCCUGGAUCGCCUGCGCCAGGGGGUCAGCUACCAGUUCCGGGUCCUCGCCAUCAACCAUUUUGGCUACGGUGAACCAAGUGUGCCAUCUGCUGCCAUGUCAGCCCAGCUGGAGACACCAUUCUACGAGGAGUGGUGGUUCCUGAUCAUCCUGGCCCUCAGCGGCCUGAUCCUGCUGCUGAUGGUGGUGUUUGGGCUGCUCUUCCACGGCCAGAGCAGGAGGCACAAGGGCUCCACAGCAGGCAAAGCCGUCUCAACGGUGGAGGAGUCUGUCACCCUCGACAACGGAGGCUUCACAGCGCUGGAGCUCAACAGCAGACCUCUGCACGUCAAGAGCACCUUCCUGCGCAAGAACGGGACCAGAUCUCCCCCUCGGCCAAACCCAGCAGGGCUUCGCUACUCGGACGAGGACAUCUGCAACAACUACAAUGGCGGCGUGUCGACUGAGAGCACCGCCCUCACAGAGAGGCCCACAGAGGCCUCUGAGUCAGAGGCCACGGACAGUGACUGCGAGGAGGACCAGGUCAAGCACUCGUUUGUGAACCACUACAUGAGCGACCCCUCGUACUUCAACUCGUGGAAGAGGCAGCAGAAGGGCCUGAAGCAGACGCUGGCCUGCGCCUACGAGGAGUGUGCCAGCGGCGACACAGACUCCUACUACCAGACAGUGGUCACCCAGCACAGCGUGGGGGGCGUGUACACCCCCGCCGGACAGCCCGCCACGGGCUCACGGACGCCCGUCACAGGCUUCUCGUCCUUUGUGUGACGGCCCGGGGCUCAGUGGGUGCUAGAACUAAGUUCAAAAAGAAUUUUAAAAAAAGGGGGUCUGGCCCCUCUGGCUUUGGCUCAGAGUCUGAUAGCUGGUGGGAUCGUGCAGUGGAAGGAAGGAAGGAUGGAUGGAUGGAAAGAAGGAAAGAAAGAAGGAUGGAUGGAAAGAAGGAAGGAAGGAGCAAAUGACACUAGUGGAGAGAUACUCACAGACAUUUGACAUUUCACUUCGAGCACUAUAUAAGAUAUUUAAGACUGGUCAUUUGUUGGGUUUUUAUGUACUUUCAUGCUGAUCAGUGAUUGUGUCAGUUUCAAAAGAAGAGGAAAAAAUUAUGAAUUAAUUAAUUAAGAAAAACUUUUUGUUCACAGGAAGAAAAAAAACUUGUCUGCAAAAGCACCUGAGAUAAUCACUACAUUUGGAAGUGUACGAUCACGUUUUAUUUUUGUGUUUGUGUGUGUGAGUGUGUAGACAUGUGUGUAAGAGAAUGGAGUCAUGAAUCGCAUCUGUGUGUGCAACCCAGAGUUCAAAUCUACUUUUUUAGAUGUAUGUUGAAAGCAGGGUAUCCAUAACGAUAGGGCAGGUCAUACAAUGAUGAAUAGUGCAUCUACGGAAGAACAUUCUCUCUUCUAUGUCUCAAAUAAAUCAUUCCAAGACCAUUCCCGUGUCACUUUCACAGUGGAUCUCAAUGGAAUGACACCAUGCGUGAACGACUGCUUAAUUAUGUACCAAGUCGAGUCAAACAUCUGACUAUCCACAAUGUCCAUGCAGCCUGUCACCUAUGCUCAAUGUAAAGUUCUUUAGGACUUUUCUUUGAAUAUGAAGAGCUGAGUAGUGCUGUCUGCUGUGUGUGCUUGUUUACUGCUUCACAAAGUAACCAGUGCCAGUAUCCAAAGAAAACCUUCCCCUUCGAGUGGCGAGUAAAGGAGGGCGUAAUCCGGCGGUGUUUUUCCACUGCUUAGUAUCCUCCCAGCAUCACAACAACUACAAAAGCACUUGAUUUGACUUCAAAUUAGACAGAAAACUUUAACGAAGGAUUCUGUUAUGAUUUGUUUCCUCUCUCAACAGUAUGAAUGUAGUAAUUCCCUAGUCAGUGUUUGUGGGAGGAAGGAAAUGUAUUGCCUUUGCACACAUCAACUGCACUCCUAAGCCAUACGGGCAUCACUUUAACAAGAAAAAAAAACAUUGCAUUAAGCAUAAUUUGCUUAACAAAAUCCCCAUGACUUGUUGUGUUUUUUAACUGACAGGCAUUGUUUUGUUCCCUUUUUAGCUGUGUUAUAUGUUUAAUGCUCAGACCGUCAGAUUUCGAGAAUUAUUUGCUCUGGAUUUUUUUUAAGUGUUUUUGAAAAGUGCUGUUGAUUCACUGUAUUUUUUUUUGUUGGAUUUUAUGGUUUCUGCAGCUUUACACUCAAUGCCAAACACUGUACAGAAAACUAUUCUUCUAUCAGUCAUGAACUGCAUCAUCUGUUUCACCAUGAGUGUAUGUUAUUGAAUUUUCAUACAGUAAAAUGAUUUCCCACCUUUUGAGAGGAAUUAAAUGUUUGCUGUUCA